AAUUCAACGCAAUCUACAGAAAACAAAAGCAGAUAUUUUAUUACCAGGCCAGCAUACUUAUCGGCUGAAAUAAACGCACACAAUUUAUUAUAUUUAGUUUUACUUGUCAAACAAAAACAACUACCACCACAUGUACUGUGUAUUCAUGCUUUUAGUUCACAAGCUUGUGAAUCAAUUUUUAGAAACACGCGAGCAUUAAGUGGAAUUUACUCAACUAUAGUUAAUUUUACAGUAUAUGAUUUUUUACGACGUGCCCAAAGACUUUCAUUAUUGAAUGAUAUUAAAUGUAAGCAAUCGAAUGAUGAAUCAAUUAAUAAUUUGGCCUUUCCAGUUCAUCACAAACAUCAAAAUAAUCGACAAUCAUCAUGUACAGAAAGUCAAAAUGAGAUUGAUCAAAUAGAUAUUGAACAAAUUAUUACCAAGGCGUACCAUGAAGCUAUUGAUAUGCUCGAUGGCUUAGAAAUAUUGAAUGUGCUGAAAAACAAACGUGUUCUUGAUUUAAAAUUAUUAAGUGAAUAUGUAUUUAAACAAUUAAAUUCUAAUUCAAAGAUGUAUGACUAUUCAUCUCAACGAAGUAAUAUGGAUGAUGGUGAAUUUGAAAUAGAUGAUGAUGAUAAUGAAACAACCGAUGACCUUAACAUGGAUGAUGAUAAUAAUGAUAGUUUUUCCUCGAAUGAUGAUUACACUGAUGAAGACAAACAAGAUGAUACUCAUAAUUCAAUAAAUACCACAAAAAAUGACUUUGCUGGAAUAAAGAUCUGCAGUAAGGUUGAAUCUGACACAGAACAUUGUUAUUUUAAAGUUACAAUUAAUGAUGAUACAAAAUAUUUACAUAAACAAACUGCUUGUUGGUUAUUGACUGAAGAAAAAAGUAAAUUAUCAAACGACCGGCUACUUCGAGUACAUCAGGCUAAUAAAAAUAAAGAGCUUGUCCGGCUAACGGUCAACCAGACUGAUUAAAGUAGAACCUAUCUAUUUCUCAAGGCUGACUAUAUCAUGUUGUAGAGAACACUUUGCUCUGUCAGAAAAUGUAGUCGUUUCUUUUUUUUCUCAUAAAGGAGAGAAAAGAUGCGCGACAGACAACAUAGGUAGACUUCUUGAAAUAUCUAUCCGUUUUCGUGCUUUUGAAGAAACUUUUGAAAAAAGAACAGAAUUUUAACUAAAAAUUGAAGCGUCAUAUAUAUUACACAUGGCGAGGUUUGGACUUUCUUCUGAUAUAAUUUUCAGCUGCUUUAUGAGUAGUAGAAAAAAACAGGGAAUAUCUGAAAACUCCAUAAAAUCUGAAGUGAGUGCGUUACCGAUUAGGGCUUUUAGUUUAGUUUACGCCACAAUCAUACAAGCAUUUAAGUUGAUACUUAAGAACUUCCGUUACCUUUCCAUGAACUAUCAAAGGGCUAGAUUGGUUUUUACUUACAUGUUUUUUCUGCCGAAAAAAAUGGUAACGCACUCACCUUACCGACCCACUUCCAUGUUUUAAACCCCAUAUAUGUAUGUUUGAUGAGAUGGAUUGCUUCUAUAAUAAAUGGCUUUCAAUAUGAUUUAUUAAUGUUGCUAUCUUAUAGAGAUGUCAACAAGCCAUGAUUUCUCUUGGCUGCACGUAUCAGGCUUUAGGUUAAAUUAGGUCUGGCAGGUAGACCUACCAUCGGAGCUUAGGAGUUCACCAAUUCAUAUUUGAUCGGUUGAUAUGUUGACUGAGGAUACGUGUGAAUUACAUUUUGCACCUUCAUCAUAUAUUUCAUAGAAAUCUCGACUGGCUAUUUCCUCCUUUUUCGCAAAGAAAUGACAAAAUGAAACGAAAACCGAAACCAUUACUCGAUUGAAAUAUGGCAUAAAAACUUAAUA
Molecule: messenger RNA, 1842 nt
Organism: Rotaria sordida
Lineage: Eukaryota; Metazoa; Rotifera; Eurotatoria; Philodinida; Philodinidae
Source: the annotation of a GenBank genome assembly